Xenopus tropicalis (tropical clawed frog) is the source of this 2054-nucleotide messenger RNA. Its product is annotated as catalase. The record is from RefSeq and is a predicted model, not a curated record. Gene Ontology annotation, biological process: response to oxidative stress; hydrogen peroxide catabolic process; cellular oxidant detoxification. NCBI's taxonomy places the organism in Eukaryota, Metazoa, Chordata, Amphibia, Anura, Pipidae. The transcript has 13 exons. Gene Ontology annotation, molecular function: heme binding; catalase activity. Bases 28 to 1566 code for a protein of 512 amino acids. Gene Ontology annotation, cellular component: peroxisomal matrix.
UUCAAACUGAACUGCUCUCGGGGCACAAUGGCUGGCAGAUAUGGGCACCAACAAACGAAGAUCCACGAACCAGAGCUCAGUCUCCUGACUACGGCUUCGGGUGUUCCUAUUGGAGACAAGAGAAAUUCCCUGACCGUGGGCCCCCGGGGGCCCCUUUUAAUUCAGGAUGCUGCCUUUAUGGAAGAAAUGGCCCAUUUCAAUAGAGAGCGGAUUCCUGAGAGGGUUGUGCAUGCAAGAGGUGCAGGAGCCUUCGGUUACUUCGAGGUGACGAAUGACAUCACACAGUACUGCAAGGCCAAGGUCUUCUCUCACGUCGGGAAAAAAACGCCAAUUGCCGUGCGAUUCUCCACUACAACUGGAGAGCUGGGCAGCAACGACACUGUACGAGAACCCCAUGGUUUUGCAAUUAAAUUUUAUACAGAGGAAGGGAACUGGGACCUGGUAGGGAACCACACGCCAGCGUUCUUCAUCAAGGAUCCCAUCUUGUUCCCAUCUCUUGCUCAUGCCCAGAAGAAGAACCCUCAGACACACCUGAAAGACCCCAACAUGUUCUGGGAUUUUGUAAGCCUGUGCCCGGAGACCUUGCACGAGAUCACACAUUUGUUCACUGACCGGGGGCUACCCGAUGGGUAUCGCCACAUGCACGGAUUCGGGAACCAUGCUUUCAAGCUGGUAAAUGCAGACGGAAAGCCUGUCUACUGCAAAUUCCACUACAAGACCAACCAGGGCAUAAAGAACCUAAGCAGCGAGCAAGCCAAAGUGAUAGCUGGCAGCGACCCGGACCAUGCACUGCGAGAUCUCCUUGAGGCCAUAGCUAAGGGAGACUAUCCAUCAUGGACGUUCUCCAUCCAGAUCAUGACUUUUGAGCAGGCUGAAAAAAUGCCAUUUAACCCUUUCGACGUUACAAAGGUCUGGUACCAAAAGGAAUUUCCUCUGAUUCCAGUGGGGAAGCUGGUUUUAAAUCGGAACCCAACUAAUUAUUUUGCUGACGUGGAACAGAUCGCUCUUGAACCCAAAAACCUUGUCCCAGGGAUUGAGCCGAGCCCCGACAGAGUGCUACAGGGGCGUCUCUUUGCCUAUUCUGAUGCUUUGAGGUAUCGACUUGGAGUCAAUUACACACAAAUCCCCGUCAACCGCCCCCAAGGUGUUAAGGUGGCAAAUUAUGAGAGAGAUGGACAUAUGGUCAUAGACAACCAAGGGAAUGCACCAAGCUACUACCCAAACAGCUUUGGAGGGCCGAAAGACAAGGCUGAGUAUAAAGAGAUGGUGUUCCAUGUCAGUGGAGAUGUGGACCGGUAUCAUAAUGCAGAGACGGAUGACAAUUUCCAGGUGCGGAAAUUCUACCAGAAAGUCCUGAACGACAAGCAGAAGCAGGAGCUGUGCCAGAACAUCGCCAGCAGCCUUACAGGAGCGCUUCAGUUCAUCCAGGACAAAUCUGUAAAGAACUUUGCAGCGAUUGAUCCUGAUUACGGGGCCCGUGUUCAGAAAGAACUGGAUAAACUGAGAGCUGCUUCUCAAAAGAAGGAGGAGUCGAAGCCUAUAUUCUACCAGCAGAAGCACUACUGAGAUGAAACUUUGGUCUUGUGAUAAUGAUACAACAUUAUUAUGUUUAUAACACAUUGAUGCACCUGGCACCGGAUAACCCACAAGCUCUGCUUCUCCAUGGACUCUGAUAUACAGAUAAUACAGAUAUUAGCCACACGCGGGCACCUGUCCCUUUUUUCCUGCUUUUAAUUGGUGCUUGAUGGGUGGUUGGCACAAACGGUUAAUAUUAUAUUAUAUAUCAUAGCAAAGUGUGCCAGGCAGACUCUCAGAGCUUGCUAGUGCCAGUCAUCGUCCAUCCUAGCAUGGCAAGUGAUAUCCCUUGCCUCAACCACCUAUUGAGCAUGAUCAAGCAAAGAAAAAACAGGUGCCUGGUAUACAAAAAAUUCAUAGCAACACCUUCUAAUUCUUGUUUAGUAUGAGGCAGAGAGCAGGGUCGGGCUGGGGGGUGAAGGGCCCACCGGGGCUCCCGCCCAGGGCCCAGCACUGCACACCCCCCCCCCCCCGCAGCG